AUGGAGGCAGCUAGAUGCAUUGAGAAAGAAGAUUGGCUUGCAAAUCAGCAUUUUCUUGAUGAUGGGGUUCCAACUUCAACAUCUGAGCAACAGGAAGAUGUAGAAAAGCUAGUGGACAACAAGUUUGCCAUGUACAGAGCUCGGAUCAAGAAUUUGGCACCAGAGGAUAAAGGACCUGUAUUAGAGCGUUUUAAACAUCUUGCCUAUCUCAACAAGGGUCUAUGUUACCUCUCCGAGUCCUACGAGGUAUUGGAUGCCAGUCGACCAUGGCUCUGUUACUGGAUUGUACACAGUCUAGAACUCCUAGGAGAAAAAUUCACCCCGAACAGUCCUCGAGCAUUGCCCAGUUCCUUGGCCAAUGUCAAUGUCCAGAUGGAGGUUUUGCAGUGCUCCACUUCAGAUGUUGCUUUUGCCGAUAUUGGAUAA
Molecule: messenger RNA, 426 nt
Organism: Strongylocentrotus purpuratus (purple sea urchin)
Lineage: Eukaryota; Metazoa; Echinodermata; Echinoidea; Camarodonta; Strongylocentrotidae
Product: protein farnesyltransferase subunit beta
Exons: 5
Coding region: 1-426 (141 amino acids)
Source: RefSeq, a predicted model, not a curated record